AACAAAGUACUUCUGUUUCGUUUCAAAUUUAAGUUUCAUUCUCCUCAGUUGCACGUGACGGUUACCGCAACAGUUUGCUUUCCGGCGGGUCAAAACUGAAACUAAAAGAACAACGGGGAAGUUUCCACCUUCACAGUAAAACUACCUUUUGUUUACUGCGACCUUGUUGACAGGCGCUCAAACAAAGCAGUAUAACUGAGCAGUGCGGUGGUUUCAUGAGAAGAAAGAGAGCUACAUCUAGUUUCCUUUCCACUUAAAUGAAAGUCGAGGGCAGUGUAGGUUUUGAAAUGAUGCGGCGGUGAUUCACCUGUUGACUCCCUGCGGAUGAGUCGUGAAGGAAACCGGGAUCACUCCAGCUGACUUCACCUGAGAUCUGUCACACAACGCAGCUGACAACUCGUCAAACUGUCCACGAUGUCUGGCAACAAAACCAUCGUUUUCUUUGACCUGGAGACCACUGGAUUAGACACUUAUGUGUGUGACAUCAUCCAGGUGUCUGCCAUCUGUGGAGAGAGGGUCUUUAACGUCUACACCCUCCCCCGCCGCGCACUCACCGAGAGCGCCAAACAGGUGACGGGCUUCACUGUCAGUGAUGACGGCCUGUUUCUCCACGGGAGACCUGUGGACACCGUCCCUCUUGUUGACGCUCUCACCUCCUUCAUUGACUUCCUGCGUUCCUUCCGCCGCCCUGUGCUGCUGGCGGCCCACAAUGCACGGCGUUUUGAUGCACCAGUGCUCACCAGAGUGCUGCGAACACUCUUCCUGCGGCAGGAGUUCCAGCAGGUGGUGUCUGGGUUUGUGGAUACCUUCCUGCUAAGCAAGAACCUCUAUCGAGAUCUUGGCAGUCAUUCUCAGGAGUACAUGGUCCGCCACUUCCUCGGAAUGGCCUACGAAGCCCAUAAUGCAGUUGAGGACGCCAGGAUGCUGCAGGAGCUGUUCAACUCAUGGCGCCCCAACAAUCGGGACGUCUCAAGAGUUACCAUCUCAACCUAUGCAUUUUAAAUAAGCCACAGAAAGGAAUCAGUGAAAAUUCUGAAAUGAAAUGACAGGUAGAUUUCUUGUGAUUGGAGCCAAAUGAUGCACAUUACACCUCAAACUCACAGAUAUGUAAUGUUCAUUCUGUGUAAUUUGUUUUAAUUUUGUCUGAUGUAUUGUAAUGUCAUACACAAAAUUGUUACACUCUUUUGUAUUUCCAGAGAAUUGCAACACAAUUUUCCUACAAUAACCAUUAAACUUCAACUUGAUUCAUCUAUA
Messenger RNA from Plectropomus leopardus (leopard coralgrouper), 1254 nucleotides. RefSeq lists its product as uncharacterized. The record is from RefSeq and is a predicted model, not a curated record. Gene Ontology annotation, molecular function: nucleic acid binding; 3'-5'-DNA exonuclease activity. Lineage: Eukaryota; Metazoa; Chordata; Actinopteri; Perciformes; Serranidae. Gene Ontology annotation, cellular component: cytoplasm. Gene Ontology annotation, biological process: DNA catabolic process.